Messenger RNA from Rosa rugosa (rugosa rose), 1279 nucleotides. Its product is annotated as protein FMP32, mitochondrial. Gene Ontology annotation, cellular component: mitochondrion. The record is from RefSeq and is a predicted model, not a curated record. The transcript has 8 exons. Bases 382 to 1071 code for a protein of 229 amino acids. NCBI's taxonomy places the organism in Eukaryota, Viridiplantae, Streptophyta, Magnoliopsida, Rosales, Rosaceae.
AAUCAAAAUCCCCUGGAGGCACGGUAGAUUGCAAUGAGUUUCACAACCUGCUAAAUCAAGAAAGCCUUGUCAUCAGAAAAUAGAAGACUAGUAAUAACAAAGCAGGAAACCAAAAGCCAAGGCCAAACCCAUUUCAAACACAGCCUGAAGCGUCAAACAAGCUCGACGAAGCAACCCAACAUUUUCGCUAUUCCCGAGGAGGAAAAGUAGCUCAAGAACCAAUACAAUCUCGUUUUCAUUUCCCAGCUGAAGCCCAAAUCACUGCGAUCUCUCUUCGUUUUGGCCAACGUAUUGUAAUUUGCUAUUGACCCAAUUGACGGCAAGUUUUGUGUAUUGGGGAUUUUAAGUUUGGUCAGCGGCGGAAACCAAGUUGAAAUCGGAAUGGCCGCCGCUGCGGCGUGUAAACGGGUCGCCCAAUCCGGGUUCGGAGCUCUCGGCGGUUCCAAACUGAUUUCUCCGAGUUUGCCGCACAGGCAUUUGGAUUGCAGGCUCAUUUCCUCCGAGCUUGUCAAAUCUACUAAUGGAAAGCGCCUUUUUCUUGUUGACACAUUAGCUUUGGUUAGGAGAUUAGAGGGGCAAGGGGUGCCCUCCAAGCACGCCGAGGCCAUAACAGCUGCCAUCACUGAAGUUUUGAAUGACAGCUUGGAGAAUGUGUCUCAGUCGUUUGUUUCCAAGGCAGAGCAGCAGAAAAAUGAGAUGAUCCAGGACUCAAACUUGUCCAAAUUCAAAUCCGAAGUUCAAAGUUCACAGGGACACCACUUUUCUUUGUUGCAACACGAGACUGAAAAACUUCGGAAUGAUAUAGAGAAGAUGCGCAAUGAAUUGAGGUAUGAAAUCGACAAAGUUACUGCAGGGCAAAGGUUGGACUUGAAUCUUGAAAGGGGGAGGAUACGGGAAGAGCUAGCAAAUCAGAAUGCUGAAACCAAUAACCUUACUAACAAACUUGAUCGGGAAAUUCAUGCUUUGCGUGCACAAGUGGAAGCCGCAAAAUAUGAUGUCAUAAAAUACUGCAUAGGUACACUUGUCUCCAUAUCUGCUGUUGGUCUUGCUGUACUACGUAUCUUGAUGUAAACUUUGUUCCAUAGUUACUGGUGACAAACCCAAUAGGGGAAACUAUGGAAAGGUUCAUUCUUUUCAGUAACCUUUUCAAGCAAUCAAGCAGUUGUUGUAUUUUUAAGAAAUAUGCUAAAGACAUGAAUGAUAAUGCAAGUAAAUCAUCGUCAAUGGGGCUUAAGGAAGAGUUUUCAGUUACCUUAAGCCCAUACUCAUUUGCCACUCA